CUUUACUUCGGGGAUGUGCAGGAAAGCGGUGUACACUCCAACCUCUGUUACUGUCGCUCAGGACCGGAGAGUCUUCUCAGGAGCCGGUGACGGAUCUCCAUGGCUCCUCCCAGAGUCCUCAUGGUGGCGGAGAAGCCGAGCAUUGCUCACUCCGUAGCUUCCGCCCUCUCGCGCGGUCAAAUGUCUACGCGGAGGGAGCACCGAGGUUCAUGAGUUCGAUGGGGUGUUCCUCGGGUUCAAUGUGCAGUAUAAGAGUGACUUCUGUUAUUGGCCAUGUUUUCGGUUUGGAUUUCCCCGCGACUUAUCAAGACUGGAAAGCCACUGAUCCUCUGGAUCUAUUUGAGGCUCCAACAGUUAAGACAGAGUCAAACCCAAAGGCUCAUAUUCGGAGGCAUCUAAGUCAAGAAGCUCUUGGUUGUGGUUACUUAGUGUUGUGGUUAGAUUGCGACCGCGAAGGAGAAAACAUAUGCUUUGAAGUUAUUGAGUGCACUGGCUUUGGUCGAAACAAGGACCGUAGCAAAGUUUAUCGUGCUCGGUUUUCUUCUAUCUCUGAGAAGGAUAUUUUGAAGUGUAUGGACAACCUUGUUGAGCCUAACAAGGACGAGGCAUUGGCUGUGGAUGCUCGUCAACAGAUAGAUCUCAAAGUGGGUGUCGCAUUUACACGCUUCCAAACUGCUUAUUUCCAGGGAAGAUAUGGGAAUCUUGAUGCCAGAGUUAUUUCCUAUGGGCCAUGUCAAACUCCUACGCUUGGGUUUUGUGUCCAACGGUAUUUGCAACUUACGACUUUUAAGCCUGAAAAGUUUUGGACCUUGCACCCCUACUUAAUACAUGAUGGCUAUGAAAUUCAGCUGGAAUGGGAACGUCAGAAGCUAUUUGACUUAGAUGUUGCUACGAUGCUCCAUAAACUGGUUGUAGGUGAUGGAAUAUUAGAAGUAACUGACAUAUCUGAAAAACAGGAGAGUAAAAGUCGUCCUUCAGGUCUCAACACUGUGAAUCUUCUGAAGGUUGCUUCGAGUGCACUGGGCUUUGGACCUCAAACAGCAAUGCAAUUAGCUGAGAGACUAUACACUCAAGGUUUCAUCAGCUAUCCACGCACAGAGAGUACAGCCUACCCUGCUUCGUUUGACUUUAGAAGUACUCUUGCUGCACAAGCAAAUAAUCCUACUUGGGGUAGUUAUGUGGAGAAGCUUCUAGUUGACGGUUAUCAUAAGCCAAAGUCUGGAACAGAUGCUGGUGAUCAUCCUCCUAUAACUCCAGUAAACUCAGCAACUGAGGUUGUGCUUGGGAAUGAUGCUUGGAGACUGUACCAGUAUGUUUGCCAACACUUUCUGGGAAGCAUCUCUCCUGACCUCAAGUACAUUAGGAAGAAAGUCAAAUUCACAAUUGGAGGAGAAUUAUUCCAUUGCGUUGGACAUCAUAUCACAAACAAAGGGUUUACUUCUAUCAUGCCAUGGUUGGCCAUAAAUGAGAAAAGUCUGCCUCAAUUCACAAAAGGCGAGAAGUUAAAAACUUCAAAAGUGGAGCUGCAUGAGGGGAACACAACUGCCCCUGAUUUUCUUAGUGAAAGUGAGCUGAUUUCUUUGAUGGAGAAGAAUGGAAUUGGAACUGAUGCAUCUAUCCCUGUGCAUAUCAACAAUAUUUGCGAACGCAACUAUGUACAGGUGCAGGCUGGAAGGAAGUUGGCUCCAACUGCCUUAGGUAUAAGCUUAAUAAGAGGCUACCAAUCGAUUGAUGCUGAUCUCUGUCUACCUGACAUCCGCAGCUUCAUUGAACAACAGAUUACUCUUGUUGCGAAGGGUCAAGUGGAUCAUUCUCAUGUUGUGUCUCAUGUGCUUCAGCAGUUCAAGCAAAAAUUCUUGUACUUUACUAAACAGAUUGGAAACAUGGACGUGUUGUUUGAAGCUCAAUUUUCUCAACUUGCUGAUUCAGGCCGCCCUCUCAGUAGAUGUGGCAAGUGCCUCCGAUACAUGAAGUACAUUUCUACUAGGCCACCGCGUCUGUAUUGUAAUACAUGCGAGGAGGUUUAUCAUCUUCCUCAAAAUGGAACAAUCAAGCUGUACAAGGAACUCACAUGUCCUUUGGACAGCUUUGAACUCUUGAUCUUCUCCAUGCCUGGUCCUGAAGGCAAAUCUUUCCCUCUCUGCCCAUAUUGUUACAACAGUCCACCCUUUGAAGGUAUCGAUACGCUUUUCGGUGCUGGCAGGAUGGGUAACUCUAACAAUCCUGGGAAAGGAGCCGGCAUGCCAUGCUUUCUCUGCCCCCACCCAACAUGCCGGCAUUCUCUGAUAACCCAAGGAGUAUGUGCAUGCCCAGAAUGCAAUGGUACCCUCGUACUAGACCCAAUCAGCGCUCCAAAUUGGAGGCUCUUCUGCAACAUGUGCAACUGCCUCGUUCUUCUCCCACAGGGUGCUCACAGGGUGUCGACUACUCCCGACCGGUGUCCCGAUUGUGACUCGAUGAUCAUAGAAGUGGACUUCAAUAAGAAGGCAACGCCUUUAGAGGAUGGGGCCACGCUGCAUAAAGGUUGCAUCCUGUGUGAUGAGUUGCUUCAUUCUCUUGUGGUGGUGAAGCACGGCAAGUCAUUUUCUAGACGAGGUGCGAGAGGAAGGGGCCGAGGAAUGGGAAGAUCUGGGAGGGGUGCAGGCCGCGGCAGUUCGAAAAUGGUCGAUCCUAAGAUGUCUUUUCGAGGUUUCUAAUGGUUGUUUGUGUCAGCACUAACCAAAUCUGAUUGACAACCACCUCGAUAAGCCAUCUGACUUUUUACUUUCAUCUUUUAGUCGGGCGUAUCGAAUGCAUAUAAUGCAUGGUUUGUUAAAUCACAGGUGAGCAUUUUAACUGAGGACCAAUCGAAGAAUGCAGAAUGUUCUGUGAAUGUGUACAUGUGAGUAUUGUACAAGAAUGAUGCUUGAUAUACGAAAAAAAAAUUGCGUUUUUAACGAAAAUAUGAAUAUCUCUA
This is a messenger RNA of Eucalyptus grandis, 2956 nucleotides long. RefSeq names its product DNA topoisomerase 3-beta. Gene Ontology annotation, molecular function: DNA binding; DNA topoisomerase type I (single strand cut, ATP-independent) activity. Gene Ontology annotation, cellular component: nucleus. The record is from RefSeq and is a predicted model, not a curated record. NCBI's taxonomy places the organism in Eukaryota, Viridiplantae, Streptophyta, Magnoliopsida, Myrtales, Myrtaceae. The transcript has 15 exons. Bases 210 to 2696 code for a protein of 828 amino acids. Gene Ontology annotation, biological process: DNA topological change.